Messenger RNA from Arabidopsis arenosa, 1995 nucleotides. The record is from the annotation of a GenBank genome assembly. NCBI's taxonomy places the organism in Eukaryota, Viridiplantae, Streptophyta, Magnoliopsida, Brassicales, Brassicaceae.
GACAUGGAAGAUUCUCUCUUCUUCAGGUUCAUGCUUUUAUGCUCCGUCACGCCAUUGAGACUAACGUUCAAAUCUUCACUAAAUUCUUGGUUAUUUCUGCGUCGGUUGUUGGGAUUGGUUAUGCCCGUAAGUUGUUCGAUCAAAGGCCUCAGAGAGAAGACAGUUUCCUUUGUAACUCCAUGAUCAAGGCCUAUCUCGAAACUCGUCAGUAUAAUGAUUCGUUUGCUAUUUACAGAGAUCUUAGGAAAGAGACUUGUUUUGCUCCUGACAAUUUUACUUUCACGACUUUGACAAAGUCAUGCACUAUGAGUAUGAGUGUUUAUCAAGGUUUACAGUUGCAUAGCCAAAUUUGGAGAUCUGGGUUUUGUGCAGAUAUGUAUGUUUCGACUGGAGUUGUUGAUAUGUAUGCUAAAUUUGGGAAGAUGGGAUGUGCGAGGAAUGUGUUCGAUGAAAUGCCUCAGAGAAGUGAGGUUUCUUGGACGGCUCUAAUCUGUGGGUAUGUUAGGUUUGGGGAGCUGGAUUUGGCGAGUAAGCUAUUUGAUGAGAUGCCUCAAGUUAAAGAUGUUGUGAUAUAUAACGCAAUGAUGGAUGGUUUUGUUAAAUCUGGUGAUAUGACCUCUGCUAGAAGAUUGUUUGAUGAGAUGACAACUAAAACUGUCGUCACUUGGACCACUAUGAUUCACGGUUACUGCAACAUUAAUGACAUAGACUCCGCUAGGAAGUUGUUUGAUGCAAUGCCAGAGAGGAACCUAGUUUCUUGGAACACAAUGAUAGGAGGAUACUGUCAGAAUAAGCAACCUCAAGAAGCUAUAAGAUUGUUUCAGGAAAUGCAGGCAACCACCUCGCUGGAUCCGGAUGAUGUGACUAUUUUGAGUGUGCUACCAGCUAUUUCUGAUACUGGUGCUCUCAGUCUCGGUGAAUGGUGUCACUGUUUUGUGCAGAGGAAAAAUCUCGAUAAGAAGGUGAAAGUGUGUACAGCAAUUCUUGAUAUGUAUUCAAAAUGCGGGGAGAUAGAGAAGGCGAAAAGAAUCUUUGAUGAGAUGCCAGAGAAACAAGUAGCGUCUUGGAAUGCUAUGAUACAUGGGUAUGCUUUGAAUGGGAAUGCACAUGCAGCUUUGGAUCUAUUCUUAACAAUGGCGAAAGAAGAAAAGCCAGAUGAGAUCACAAUGCUUGCAGUUAUCUCAGCUUGUAAUCAUGGUGGAUUAGUGGAGGAAGGAAGAAAGUGGUUCCAAAUGAUGAGAAAAUUUGGCCUGAAUGUUAAAAUUGAGCACUAUGGCUGUAUGGUUGAUCUACUAGGCAGAGCAGGGAACCUAAAAGAAGCAGAGGAUUUGAUUACAAACUUGCCUUUUGAGCCAAACUGUAUAAUUCUAAGCUCUUUCUUGUCUGCAUGUGGUCAAUACAAGGAUAUAGAAAGGGCAGAGAGAAUUCUGAAGAAGGCAGUGGAAUUGGAGCCUCAGAAUGAUGGGAAUUAUGUUCUGUUGAGGAACUUGUACGCUGCAGAUAAAAGAUGGGACGAUUUCGGGAUGGUGAAAAACAUGAUGAGGAAAAAUGAAGCCAAGAAAGAGGUUGGAUGUAGCUUGAUUGAGAUAAAUUAUAUCGUUUCUGAGUUUAUAUCAGGAGAUACAACCCAUCCUCAUCGGCGAAGCAUACAUUUGGUUCUCGAGAAGCUGCUUAUGCACAUGAAAGAGGAGGAGGCCAACUGGUGAAAGGAACUCACAGUUUCAAUAUGAUAUACUUGGGGCGAUAAGAGUUAGUAGCGGCAUUCUAAGAGAGUGAACCUCCAUGUUCAGACCAAUGGACUCAGAGAGCUAAGGCACACAGAUCAUCAGAUCGUAUGAUGAAACAUCAGGCAAAAGAACAGCAAGUUCUCUACAGAAGUUGGUUGCUGUAUAGGAUCAAGAUUGUUUAGCUAGUUCCAAGCUGGGGAAAGACGGUUCCUUCAGAUUGUGUUCUCUGCUCUACAGAUUCAGAUACUCAUACCCACUUUCUUUUUGA